AUGUCUCAAAAGAUUUAUCUUCAAGGAAUCACCGACAAUGUCAAACUCGCAAGGGAGCAUGCCUUGCUUGGUAGUUAUUCAGUCUCCCUUGCAUACUAUGAUGGAAUAUCGGACCAAAUAGAUUCAUACAUGAACGACAAUCUACUCGGAAUGGAUUCCAAAACACAAUGGGCUCAGCUCAAACAAAGACUAAAACAAGAAUAUCAAAUUAUACAACACAUUCAAAAUGAAUUGAACACAUUCAGUAACGGUUUAUCUCAAGGAAAUAGCAACAGUGGAAGUAACAACACCCGAAUGAAACCGAUUGCCAAAUUCUUUGAAGACCAACCCGAAAAGUCAUCUGGUGGAGGAUGUGCAUUUGUUGUAAAUACUGUUUCCAACAGCAACAACAACAACUCUCCACCUGUGUAUGACGAUGGUCCAUUUGGUCCUAGAGCGAAAACCCCAAGCGCCAAUCAACAAAACAUUUCUCCGCAAGACAAUUAUGAUCCCGAUGUGUGGCUUCCUCCAACACCAGUGCAGGGAGUAAGCAAACCAAAGAGAUUACAACCAAACAAUGCUGAGAAGAAAGUAGUAUCUUCUAAACCAGUGAACAAUAGAAUUGUUAAUUAUGUCGAUAAGAAACUUAAUGCAAAGUUGUUGGGAAAUCAAUAUUCCAAAGAUAACAAACAAAAACCUCCCAUCCCAAGUGUUGCAUCUAAAAAAUCAAAAGUGGAUGACAAGGAUAAUAACAUGUCCAUCGAUGAGGAUGUUCCUGCAGCCACAGGAGAUGAAAGACCAAAAUUCGUUCCAGCAUGUGCAUCGGAUAAGGACCUUGUGGAAAUUAUUGAAAGAGAGAUUUUAGAUAAGCAAUGCAAUACACAUUGGAGUGAUAUUGCUGGUUUAGACCAAGCAAAAGGAUUAUUGGAAGAGGCUGCAGUGCUUCCAAUCAUGAUGCCUGAAUUCUUUAAUGGAAUUCGAUCACCUUAUAAGGGAAUUCUGUUAUUUGGUCCUCCAGGUACAGGAAAGACCAUGCUUGCAAAAGCUGUUGCCACAGAAUGUAAAACAACAUUUUUCUGCGUUUCUGUUUCCGCCUUAACCUCAAAAUGGAGAGGUGAAUCUGAGAAAUUAAUCAAGUUAUUAUUUGAAAUGGCUCGAUUUUAUGCUCCAAGUACGAUAUUUAUUGACGAAAUUGAUGCUUUAGGAAGUAAGAGAUCUGAAGGUGAACACGAAGCAAGUAGAAGAGUAAAAACAGAGUUAUUGGUUCAAAUGGAUGGUGUAAAUAAUGACAGUAAUUCGACAGAUGAUGCCAAAAAGAAGAUGGUACUUGUGCUUGGUGCCACAAAUCAUCCUUGGGAGCUCGAUGACGCCUUAAGAAGACGGCUUGAAAAGAGAAUACAUAUACCCUUGCCUGACCUAGAAGGAAGACGAUUAAUUUUCAAAUUAUAUCUUGACAAGCUAAUACUUGCUGACGAUGUGGAUGUGGAAGAACUUUCAAAGUUGACAGAAGGAUACAGUCCUGCAGAUAUUAAGUUAAUUUGCAGAGAUGCAGCGAUGAUGGUCCUUAGAAAAGCCAUAGAAAAUCUUGGCAAGACUGAAAUUAUUUCCAAACAAGGUGAGAUCAAAAAUCAACCAAUAACAAUGAGCCACUUCUUGGAGACAUUGAAGAAUGUCAGCUCCUCAGUUGGUACGGCUGAAUUGGACAGAUACAAAAAGUGGAUGGAGGAGUAUGGAUCUAAAUAA
Naegleria fowleri is the source of this 1722-nucleotide messenger RNA. RefSeq lists its product as uncharacterized. Gene Ontology annotation, biological process: microtubule severing. NCBI's taxonomy places the organism in Eukaryota, Heterolobosea, Eutetramitea, Acrasida, Naegleriidae. The record is from RefSeq and is a predicted model, not a curated record. Gene Ontology annotation, cellular component: microtubule cytoskeleton. The transcript is spliced from 3 exons. Bases 1 to 1722 code for a protein of 573 amino acids. Gene Ontology annotation, molecular function: ATP hydrolysis activity; ATP binding; microtubule binding.